AUGGCAACGGUUUUAAAAUAUUGUCGUCACACGUUCGCAACUGAGUGCAAGAACACCGGCCAUCGCAAUGGCUUAGUGCUCGGUGUUUACGGAAACGAGUGUUCGUUUGAGUUAUCCGAGGAAGCGAGGAAUUUCGAUGACAGACUGAGCGGCGCGCUAAGUAAAUUGUUGGCCGCCAGUUCGAUGCCGGUGGGCGAUGCGCGCGUAUUCAACAACUUGGACACAGACUUUAUGAGUAUAGCGUUGGCUAACGUCGGCAGCAAGGACGUCGGGUACGACUACAACGAGCAAAUGGACAUGGGAAAGGAGAACAUCAGGCGGGCCAUCGGCAAGGCUGUAGUGUUGCUGCAGGACGACCAACAGUGCGCCAAAAUAUUCGCCGACGGUCUGAACAGUCCGGAAACAGUGGCCGAGGCGGCCACACUGGCCGCGUGGAAGUUCGAAGCGUUGAAGUCGCCGGCCAACCAGGGAACGCAUAGCACCAUCGAGCCGUACAACGAAGGCGACAGCAAACUAUUCAUCCAAGGUGCGAUUUUCGCCGACGCUCAAAACCUGUCCCGGCGGCUAACCGAAAUCCCGGCCAAUACACUGACGCCAACCUACUUUGCCAAAGAAACCAUACAGGCGCUGGGUCCGUGUGGAAUAACCGUGGACGUGCACGACCGCGACUGGUUGGAAUCCAAUGAGAUGCACGGCAUCCUACAGGCGUCAAAGGGAUCUUGCGAGACACCUCUAUUUGCUGUCAUCGGCUACUGCGGCGCCGAUAAAAACCAAAAGCCUCUAGCGUUUGUCGGCCACGCCACCACGUACGAUACCGGCAGCGUUUGCGUACGCAGCUGCGACGACAUGGCGAACAAGAAACGACACGUCACGUCCGGCGCCACGCUGGUAGGCCUCAUGAAGGGCAUUGCGCAACUCUGUUUACCCGUCAAUGUGUACGCGUAUAUACCGCUGUUCGAGAGUGCCACGUCAGGUAACUCUAUCAAAGCGUCGGACACAUUCAAGGCUCUCAACGGAAAGUUCGUCAGCGUGGACAACACCAAGUGCAUUAGCCGGUUGGCCGUAGCCGACGCGCUAACUUACGCAUGCCGCACGAACCCGGAAGCCGUCAUACACUUAAACGCGCUCAGCGACGCUACGCAUAAGGUGUUUGGUGAACUAGCUGCGCCAUUAUUCACCAACAAGCUGGACACGUGGAAGCUAUUGAGUUUAGCCGGUGCCAUCACCGGUGACCGUGCGUGGAUGUUGCCGUCAUACGAACGAAAAGUCAAGAUGAUCACCGAAGAAAUUGCCGAUGUGGCCGUGUUAGGUGAAGGUGGCAUGGACACCGACGACCUGGGUAAGAGCGCGGCUUAUGCGGCCCAAUUCCUGGUCGACCCCACAAUGGAAUUCUCUCACAUAGACAUAGGUGGCGUGUACCGCAACUCUGACGAGGUGACAUAUCCUUACCUUAGAACCGCAUUUGCCACCGGCCGCUUCACCAGAACUCUAAUGCAAAUGGUCUAUCUGAGGGUAUGUCCGCAAGAAACACCCAUGGUCUCCUCUCAGAGUAAAAAAGUGAAGUAA
Molecule: messenger RNA, 1566 nt
Organism: Adelges cooleyi (spruce gall adelgid)
Lineage: Eukaryota; Metazoa; Arthropoda; Insecta; Hemiptera; Adelgidae
Product: cytosol aminopeptidase-like
Exons: 2
Coding region: 1-1566 (521 amino acids)
Biological process (GO): proteolysis
Cellular component (GO): cytoplasm
Molecular function (GO): metalloaminopeptidase activity; manganese ion binding
Source: RefSeq, a predicted model, not a curated record